CGUUAUAUACGGGCAUCAUCUACGGCGGAUUUGACUUGUUCAACCGUCACGCCGGACUCUAACUUCACUUCGCAUUUUGCUGCAUUCAUAGCGCCUCUUUGUCUUCCUAUCCAGUUCACCAUGGCUCCACGCGCCGCUGAGUUGUUCGACAUGAUGAGCGGCGCUGUGGAUGAAGUGGGUCCGUCUCUAGUGACUAAAGUGAAGGGCGUCAUCAAGUUCGACAUCUCGGGCGCCGGUGCAUGGCUCGUGGACCUCAAGAACGGCAAGGGCAGCGUUAAGUCUGCGACCGCCAGCGACAAAGCCGAUCUAACCAUCUCUUUGUCCGAGGAGAACUUCCUUAAGAUGAUGGACAAUAAGCUCAACCCGCAGCAGGCGUUCAUGAAGGGGCUGGUGAAGAUCAAGGGCAACAUGGGACUCGCCAUGAAGCUCAACGUGGUGCUGUCGGCCACGCGCAACUACAUGAAGAAGAAAAGCGCUGGUGCCAAGCCUGCAGCAGCUGCUCCUGCCGCUGCUCCAGCAGCCACUGGAGGACUCAACUCGAAGGAGAUCUUCCGUCUACUGGGAGAAGUGGUAGCUAAGGACGGCGCUUCGAUGUCCAAGAAGGUAAAAGGUAUCAUCCAGUUCGACAUUACGGGAGCUGGCAAGUGGAACCUGGACCUGAAGAGCGCCACGCCAGCGCUCACGGAGGGCUCCAAGAAGGCAGAUGUGACUAUCACGAUCAAUGACGCCGACUUUGUCGCUAUUGCAAUGGGCAAACUCAACGCACAGCAGGCGUUCAUGAAGGGCAAACUCAAACUCAAGGGCAACAUGACGCUCGCCAUGAAGCUGCCGGUUGUGUUCAACGCUCUCAAGCCGCAGUCCAAGCUGUAGAGUCGUUUUACCGGCUGAAGACAGCGACACAGCUACAUAGCUGCAGAUAAUGAAAGCCAUCUCCAAAUUUCCUCCAAGUCGACCGUAACAUCUCUGAUCUGGGUAGUAAUCUCGUAUAUUUUUUGUUUUCAAAGCGUGGAGCUGGCGGCCAAAAUGUCAGUAGCUCUCCACUACACGCCUUGUUCUUACUAUACCAUAAUCGCUCGUUGAGUACGAGAAAAAAGCAGGAGUGGCCAGCACGCAGUACUCGAUGCUAGUCUUCCAUCUCACUCCCACAGGAGUCGAAAAAGGGGAAAUCAACUAUUUGGGGCGUGACGCCCAUUGUGUGCGUCUACUGCUGCUUGGGCUUGGAGG
Messenger RNA from Phytophthora nicotianae INRA-310, 1224 nucleotides. RefSeq lists its product as hypothetical. The record is from RefSeq and is a predicted model, not a curated record. Gene Ontology annotation, cellular component: cytosol. The coding region runs from base 121 to 870 and encodes 249 amino acids. NCBI's taxonomy places the organism in Eukaryota, Oomycota, Peronosporomycetes, Peronosporales, Peronosporaceae. The transcript has 3 exons.